ACAAACACGGGCCAAGGACGAGGCAGGCACGCACGCACGCACGCGUACACUCCGACACACACGCUGCAGGCGCAGGACUUGAACACCACGUACGCUAGCGAGAGCGGUUCCAAGGGAAGCGAGGGAUCUUUGUAGGCUCACACAGCAGAACGUUGUCCAAUAUGGAGCUUUUCGAGACCAACCCUUACUUCUUCCCAGACCAACGCUUUUAUGAAGGAGGGGACAACUACUUCCCCACUCGUCUGCCCGGGGCGUACGACCAAGCUGGCUUCCAGGACAAGAACUCCAUGAUGGGCCUGUGCGGGACUCUCUCCGGGGGCGUCGGGGUGAUUCAGCCAGAGGAUAAACCCUCACCGUCCAGCCUGUCGCCCCACUCCGAGUCCCACUGCCCGGGCCAGUGCCUGCCGUGGGCCUGCAAGCUGUGCAAACGGAAGACGGUGACCAUGGACCGCCGGAGAGCGGCCACGUUGAGGGAAAAGAGACGCCUGAAGAAGGUCAACGAGGCUUUCGACGCACUGAAGAGGAGCACCCUCAUGAACCCCAACCAGAGGCUGCCCAAGGUGGAGAUCUUGAGGAGCGCCAUUCAGUACAUCGAAAGGUUGCAGGCCCUGGUGUCCUCCUUCAACCAGCAGGACACCGAGAUGGGGCACUACCGGGCCGGACAGAACCAGCCUAGAGUGUCGUCAUCAAGCGAGCCCAGUUCGGGUAGCACCUGCUGCAGUAGCCCCGAGUGGAGCAGCACCCCGGAGCAGUGCACGCAAAGCUACAGCAGCGAGGAGCUUCUGAGUGCCGCCGAUUCUCCAGAGCAGGCCACCAUUCAGACCCUGAGCUCCAUUGUGGAGGGCAUGGCUGCAGCAAAUGGAGCAUGGCCUUUCCUGUGGACAUUCCCAAAUAAGAACUUCCACAGAGCGGACCCCGAGGAAGAACACUGUGCCUCAGACACAAAGUGACGAGACGAUCGGAAAAGCAGGCUGUUAUUUUCAUAUUUAAAUCACAAUACACCUUGACGGUAACUAAUGUUUCAAAGGGUCUGCUAGACAAAAUUAAUUCCACCUUUGACCUUAUUUCCUUUAUUCCCUGCCUUAAGCCACCGUUUAAAGAGUCAGUCGGAAGCUUGCAUUUGAAAAGACUGCAUGAACAAGGCCUAGUUUUGCUCCUUACUUAAUUUAAGCUUUCCUCUUUUCAAAACCUUUCCCUGAUGUUUCAUUCUUGUUUUGUGUGUGUUUUUAUGCAAACAAAGAACCAUGAGUUUAUUUGUGGGGCCAACAUGUACCAUGGCAGUUUUGACCAAGAUCUGCUUAAUGUUAAACUGGUUACAAAUGCUAGUGAUGUAAAUACGUUCCCUUUUUCUACAG
Messenger RNA from Phycodurus eques (leafy seadragon), 1355 nucleotides. It is a transcript of the gene myog, whose product is annotated as myogenin. The record is from RefSeq and is a predicted model, not a curated record. NCBI's taxonomy places the organism in Eukaryota, Metazoa, Chordata, Actinopteri, Syngnathiformes, Syngnathidae. Gene Ontology annotation, biological process: muscle organ development; positive regulation of transcription by RNA polymerase II; positive regulation of myoblast differentiation. Gene Ontology annotation, molecular function: protein dimerization activity; DNA-binding transcription factor activity, RNA polymerase II-specific; RNA polymerase II cis-regulatory region sequence-specific DNA binding.